This is a messenger RNA of Terrapene triunguis (Three-toed box turtle), 870 nucleotides long. Its product is annotated as cytochrome P450 4B1-like. Gene Ontology annotation, molecular function: heme binding; iron ion binding; monooxygenase activity. The record is from RefSeq and is a predicted model, not a curated record. The transcript is spliced from 6 exons. Lineage: Eukaryota; Metazoa; Chordata; Testudines; Emydidae. The annotation marks the transcript as partial.
GGGAAAGGAUUAAUCGUUUUACAUGGACCAAAGUGGUUCCAGCACCGUAGACUGCUGACUCCUGCAUUUCAUAAUGAUAUUUUGAAAUCUUAUGUGUCGCUGAUGGCGGAUUCCACCAAAGUGAUGUUGGAUAAAUGGGAAAAGCGGACAACAAAGGACAAGUCGCUGGAUAUCUUUGACGAUGUUGGCUUGAUGGCUUUAGAUAGCAUGCUGAAAUGCACCUUUAGUUAUCAAAGCAACUGCCAGUACAGCGAGAAUACAUUUCUCAAAGCUAUACGACAGCUCACAUCCAUGGUACAAGAGAGAACGAGGACGUUUCUGUACCACAAUGACCUCAUCUACUGGUUCAGUCCCCAUGGGCGUCGCUUCCGGAAUGCCUGCAGAAUAGUCCAUCGCCAUACAGAGAAGGUGAUCAAGGAGAGGAAGGAGUGGCUCAAGGAUGAGCGAGAGCUUGAAAAGAUCCAGAAGAAGAGGCACUUGGACUUUCUGGAUAUUCUUCUGUGUGCCAAGGAUGAAAAUGGAGAAGGAUUACCUGAUGAAGAUAUACGUGCCGAGGCAGACACUUUCAUGUUUGCGGGUCAUGAUACCACAGGCACUGGGAUCUCCUGGCUCUUAUACUGCAUGGCCCUGCACCCAGAGCACCAGCAGAGAUGCAGGGAAGAGAUCAAGGAGAUUCUGGGAGACAGAGAGACCAUUCAGUGGAAUGACCUUAGUAAUAUGCCCUACACCACCAUGUGCAUUAAAGAGAGCCUCCGCCUUUACCCUCCGGUACCUCAAGUGUAUCGACAACUCAACCAACCAGUCACAUUUUUCGAUGGGAGGACUUUGCCAGAAGGUCUGAUUCUAUCCCUUUUCCUGUGUUCUUUAUAA